This is a messenger RNA of Gasterosteus aculeatus aculeatus (three-spined stickleback), 6372 nucleotides long. The record is from RefSeq and is a predicted model, not a curated record. Lineage: Eukaryota; Metazoa; Chordata; Actinopteri; Perciformes; Gasterosteidae.
AGUCUAUUUAUUUUGUAGCAUCGCGGUAGAUCAUGGAAUAUGAAUGAAGCUAGCAAUUAGCUAGCGACAACAACAUUAAAACAUAUUAACUAGCACGAAUAUGCUGGAACAAGAAACCACCGAAUAAUAAAGACAUACGGGAGCGGUGCACGGGAGCCACCCACUGGGGUUUUUAUGCUUACCACACAAGCUGAGCAGGACAGCUAACCAUAGCUAACAUUAGGUGAUUCGUGGGGGCUUGCUAACAAACGCUAGCAUGCACUGGACGCGCUCACUCGGGGCGGAUGCGAGUUUGAAGCUGUCACUCUGAACAAAAACAGACCGUUUCGAGAGGAGAUCCACUUCGUUCCACUCCUUCAGGCUGAGCAGUGCCACCAUGUACUCGAGCCCCAACAACUCCACGAAAUCCAGCUGCAACAGCAGCAGCAUCACUGAGCUGCUGGGGGCCCUGUGUGACAGCAGCCUGUCUGGGGUGUCCUGGAAACGUCGGGCCCUGGGUGGAAUCUCCAGAGAAGGCUUCCGCAGAGCCCUCAAGAAGUGUGCGUACGGCUCGCUGCUGUCCAAGCUAUUUCAAGAUGACUCCAAAGGGUCUGCCUCAAGGGCGAGAAUCACAGAUAAUACACCGCCCAAAAACAAAGUCCUGAUGAUCUGCUUCGAUUUGCGGGUGGCGGGGUGCCGAGAGGAAGCAGAGAGGUUGGAGGAGCAGCUGGGGAUGCUGCAUGAGGGAGCAUCGUCUGGGCUCAAGGAAAUCAACGCGGUCCUGGAGCUGUUGGUACAUCUAGCUGGUUCGGCACCUCCACCUCCUACCUCUUUUAGCAGGGACUACAUGAGACGAGAGAGGCCCGUGCUGCGGAGGCCUCAACCCUGGGGCUACCAGAGCGAAGAGCUGCAGAGGCUGGAGGCCCGAGCGUGGGGUCUAGUGUGUGGGGAGGAAUGGGGGACUUUGGAGAGCUUGUGUGGAACACAGAGGUUGAUGGAUGCCCCUCCAGGCACAGGACUGCUUGCUCUGAGAUCUAAAUUGGAAGCGGAAGAAAGAUUUGAAAGAGAUACCAGGAUGACGCUGUUUGGAGCUCUGCAGCAUACACGCACAUCAGACAUAGACAUAAGACUGGACCUACCUCCUGUUCCCAGUAAUAUUGAUGUGACUGGGCUCACUAUAAGGGUCCCCUCAUGUUUGGAUCAGUCUGAGGAUGAGGGCUUCCAGUCUGCUUCCAACAUGACCCCAGACUCUAUGUCAGAGACCAGCCCUCUUCCAGACAUUGAUAUAUGGGAGGCUCUCCGCACGUUUGAGCCUGGAAAACGGCGCUGCUGGGAAUCUGUUGGCUGCCCACCGGGGAAAAGGGAGUCACUCUAUCUUACAGAGGGAGGCAGGGAGGCCUUCGACCAGCUUUAUCGUCUAUGGGAGGGGGAGAUGAGGGUGGUCAGCACCGCCACACCAUCUCCUCUCCUUCCGCUGCCCCUGGACUCUCAAGCACAACUGGUAUUUGACCUUCUCAACGUUUUGAUCGGAGUGGCGUCAACGACCUUCCCUCUCAACCAGAGUGUUCAGUUUGAUGUCCGACCUGGGGUGUGCGUGUCGGGAGCCUCUCCAGAGAGCGUGUCUCGUCUCUUGGCGGAGCUGGCCCAGCACGGCACCCAUUACUUGAGGCUUAGUCGCUUUUCUCUGCAGAGUGUUGACAAGAAAGGCCUCGUCUUGCAGGCUUUUACAGGUGGUCUGCGGAAGUAUCUGCAUUACUACAGGGCUUGUGUUCUCAGCACUCCACCCACCCUCAGCCUGCUGACCAUUGGCUUCCUCUUCCGCAAAGUGGGCCGCCAACUAAGGUACCUGUCAGAGCUGUGCUGUGUAGAUGGGCCUUUGGGUGCAGGCCAAGCUACCUUCCCUGUGGGUGUUAAACUGCUGUCCUACCUGUACAAGGAAGCGCAGAAUAACUGCAGCAACGAGAACUAUCCGGUGCUGCUGUCGCUGCUUAAGAGCAGCUGUGAACCGUAUACACGGUUUGUGUCUGACUGGGUGUACAGUGGCGUUUUUCGGGAUGUUUAUGGAGAAUUCAUGAUCCAGGUCAAUGAGGACUAUCUCAGCUCUAGAGACAAACACUUCUGGGUCCAAGGCUACACGCUGAUCUCAAAGGAUGUGGAGGAUUGCGUGCCCGUCUUCCUGAGACACAUCGGCAAUGACGUGUAUGUCUGUGGGAAGACGAUCAACCUCCUCAAAAUCUGCUGCCCGCAGCACUACAUCUGCUGGUCGGAGCUGCCGGUGCCUCGUAUUGCAGUCACCUUCUCCCUACAGGAGGUGGAGGAGAUCGAGAGGGACUGUGCGGUGUAUCGAGGACGCAUGGAGAGGGUUGCUAAGCACAGCGCCAUCAGCAGGGAGGAGCAAGCCCAGCGAGUGGAGCAGGCACGCCAGGAGCUGAUCAAUCAGGUCAGAGAGUCAGCAGCCAAAACCCUGGAGAGCAUUCGCGGGCGCCAGGUGUCACUUCGUCUGGCUGACGAAGCCAAGAAGAGGGAGCGUUUUGAGGAACUGAAACAGCACCUGGAGCAGGAGCAAGAGUGGCGCAGUGUAGCAAAGACGAAGCAGGAGGACGAUGACUUCAGCUUUGCCAGAGAGCUGAGGGAUAGAGAAAAAAGACUACAAGCCUUGGAGCAGCAACUGGAGCAGAGAGCCAGGAAGGAGCUGAUAGAUCAGUACAGCCGUCUGUCAGAAGAGGCAGCUCAGAGAGAGAGACGGGCCAUGUGGCAGGUGCAGCGUAUGCGACUCGACGAAGCCCGGGCUCAGUUCUUCAUGCAUGACAAGCAGCAGACUCAGGCAAUGCUAGAGAAAUAUCCAUUAGGCCUGGAGAGCGCUCCCUUGGGAGUGUUGCCCGUUCUCUCUGCUCAACCGACUGCACCACCAACAACACCGGAACCUCGCAGUCAGGAUUCAUCUGAACAGCAGCCAGCAGAGACUCCAGAGGCUAAUGCUGUAUCGCCACCACCUGACCCAGCUGCUCUCACCCCAACGGUUGACUCUCUCCUCAUCUCUGAGACCACGAACAUCAAUGAUUCUCUUCCCAAGUCACUGAAUCCUGCCACUCAGCAGGUAGACAUCGCCCUACAGGUGAUUGGCUCUGACCUACCUGAAGUGUGUCCCACAGCAGAAAUAGUAGACUAUGACUUCAGUGCCCCCUUUAGUCCACUUGAGGGUAUCACCUGCCAAGCUACAGUCCAGCCACGGCCUAACUGGGGAUCUGCUGUUGAGCCUGACCUGAUCCAAAACCAUCCCUCUUUUUCCCACAUCCCCAUUGGAGAGAAUAUGUCUCAAUUUCAGGACAGUGUCCCCAAAGCCAACCCCUUUGGCCAAGCCUCCAGAUCCAGCUUUCCUCUUGGCCAAUACACCCUAGAGGAGUCCCAGAAUACAUUCAAAUCAAACAUUUAUGGGCAUCCCUCUCAAGCCACCGUGCAGCUAGGAGAUGAGAGUGGCUCAGCGGCAAAAAACAAGAAGACAACGAAUGAAGUUGGUGAUUUGGAAAGUAAAGUAGUGGGAAAUGAAGGCGAGGGUCCUCCUAAAGAUGGCGAUGUGUUUGAAGCCCCACCCACUACACCGGAAGAAACUGGCAAGGAUAAUGGUCUUCACAAAGCAGUGCCAAGUCUUUCUGACUGUGGCGCAAUUUAUCCACCCGAUGCAAACCCUAAACCAGUCACUCAAGAUCACAGCUCAGAUGUUCAAGAUCAGUCUGUUCACAGCAUGUCUUUGCCAGAUAUUCAUGUCUCCAGUGCUCCCCUAGAAACGGGUGAUCUGGUUUCAGUCGCAACCACUCCCCUCCCAACCUCUAACGUCCACGGUCACGCAUCAGAUUCCCACAUCAAGAUUGGAGAACAUAUUUCUGAUGUUGCUGUGCCUCUACGUUCCUCCAGUGUUCAUGGUCACUCUUCUGACGCUCACAUUAAAGUCGGGGAGUACGUUGCCGAGUCGGCCACUCGUCUCCCUUCUCAAAAUGUCCACGGUCACGUCUCAGAUGCCCACAUUAAAGUCGGGCAGCAUGUUUCAGAAGUAGGCGCCCGUCUGCCCUCCACUAACGUCCAUGGUCACAGUUCAGAUUCCCACAUUAAAGUCGGAGAAAACAUCUCCGACGCUGUCUCGCCACGUCCUGUUCCCGGCCUCCACGGGCACGUGUCUGACGCUAACAUGGAAAUGGGCUACUGCGUGUCGAACGUACCCGAAGCAAGACCUCGUUGGAGUAAACACGGCCACGCCUCGGACUGCACGCUUCAGCCGGGCUGCGGAGUGUCGGGAGAUGAACCCGCCGUGGGCGCUCUCCCCGGCAGCGCCUAUGGUCACUCCUCAGACUCCGGGUUGGGCACCGGAUGCGUAGUUUCGGGAGCUGAGCCCAAGCCUUCUCCUCUACCCGGCAGCGCGCAUGGUCAUUCUUCAGACUCAAACUUAGGCGUGGGAUGUGUUGUGAGCAAAACGGAGCCGCUUCCAUCAGCACUGCCGGGCAGCGUCUACGGGCACACUUCUGAUUCGAAGUUGGGGGGGGGUUGUGUUGUGCUGGGGACAGAGACUCAACCUGCGGCACCACCCGGCAGCACUUAUGGCCACUCAUCAGAUUCCUCACUUGCAGUUGGGUGCGUGGUGAAAGGCAAGACCGAAGACAUUGAAGAUGGUAAAGGUCUGAAGUCGGACAGCCCUGGAGAGCAGCUGGAUGAGGUCAUGGCUUCUUGGGCAGCAGGCUUCGGUUUGUCUUCUGGAGAAAAGUCUGAGCAGGAAUACCUCCUGGCUUUAUGUGCUCAGUAUGAGGUGGAACAAUACGAGGAUUGCUACAACCUGAUGGCUUCGUCCCCCGAGUGUCAGUUGCUGAAGCAGGUGACCCGGGGCCCCUGGGGGCUUCCUGUGGACCCUACGCUCCGCAGAGCCACGGACACCACGCCUGUCCAACUCAGCGAGAUGGUUUCCCUCCCAGUUCUGAUAAAACAGGCCGUCACUACCCCGCUCAUCACCCAUGUAUCUUUGGUGAACAAGGCAGUGGUGGACUACUUCUUUGUGGAGUUGGGGGUGGAGAGACACUUUGAGGCACUGCGCCACUUCCUGCUGAUGGAGGACGGCGAGUUCGCACAAUCGCUCAGCGAUCUGCUCUUUGAAAAGCUGGGCAGUGGUCAGACUCCCGGCGAGCUGCUGACCCCCCUGGUCCUGAACUCCAUCCUCAGUAAGGCCCUGCAGUACAGCUUGCACGGGGACAUCCCCUUGGCGGCGAACUUCACCUUCGCCCUGCGCUUCCUGCCGGAGACCUUCCACCCACACGCCCCCGACUCCCUCAACUGCCUGGAGCUGCGCUACAAGGUGGACUGGCCGUUGAACAUCAUCAUCACGGACAGCUGCAUGAACAAGUACAACCGUCUGUUCUCGUUCCUGCUGCAGCUCAAACACAUGGUGUGGAGCCUCCGUGAAGUCUGGUUCCACCUCAAGAGAACAGCGCUGCUGAAAGGAGCAGGUCGCUCAGUGCAGUUUCAUCAGCUGCAGCUAUACAGACACGAGAUGCAGCAUUUUGUCAAGGUGAUACAGGGAUACAUCGCCAACCAGAUCCUGCAAGUGUCGUGGAGCGAGUUCACGGCCAAGCUGGCCUCUGCCAGCGACCUGGACGCCAUCCACCGCACGCACGCAGACUACCUCAACAGAGCCAUCUUCAGGGGUUUGCUGACGGAGAAGGCGGCUCCGGUCAUGAACAUCAUCCACAGCAUCUUCAGCCUGAUCCUCAAGUUUCGGGCCCAGUUGAUCGCACAGCCCUGGGGCAGCCACCAGGGGGAGGCAGUGCACCCCAGCUUCGUUGCCAUGCAGCAGUCGUACAACACCUUCAAGUAUUACUCUCACUUCCUUUUCAAAGUGGUGACCAAGCUGGUGAACAGAGGCUACCAGCCUCAUCUAGAAGAUUUCCUGCUUCGCAUCAACUUCAACAACUACUACAAAGACUCCUGAGCUGUGUACUUGUGCGUAUGUUGUAGUACUUGACAAAGGUAUACCUGUUAGAUACUAAUCCAAUGCCCCAGUGUGUACUCAAAAUUGUACAAUAAAUUCAGUUCAUCAGAGUAUCAUGUGUUGUAACCCCCCCCCCCCCCCCCUGCUUUCUUUUUAACAUGUCGAUGUGUGUAGGUGAUCCAUGUGCAGCAUCUUUGGCUUUACUUCUAAAACCGCUAAAGUUCGUAGUGGAGAUCAUGCUGAUGCCUCCAGGUGUGCCUGCAGCUACGUGGAUCAUAAGUACAAAUACUUUAAGGGACAAUUCUAUGUACAUAAAGGAAAAUGCUUUCUAAAUAAAUGCUCUAUUUUGUAUUGUUAAGUUUUUGUAAUGUAGAGAAAAACAUUUAUUAAAGAUUGCACGUCCGCGUCGAUUUUGCUGGACGAAA